Molecule: messenger RNA, 916 nt
Organism: Trichoderma asperellum CBS 433.97
Lineage: Eukaryota; Fungi; Ascomycota; Sordariomycetes; Hypocreales; Hypocreaceae
Source: RefSeq, a predicted model, not a curated record
UUGAAGCUGCCGUCUCCAUCCGGUGACAGUUGGCGUCAAGACGAGCUUCAGCCUAUCACAGGACGCGGCUUCAUAAUAUGGAGAACAAGUUCAGCGCACAUGCGCCGGCGGAGAUACUUGCCUGCAUUCCCUUUGCCUGAGGAGCUCCGGCGAGAGCGAAGACGGCGGCCAUUGUUCUUUCUCUCCUUUCUCUCUCUCUCGCUAUUCAGCCUCUUUUGAUGUGCCGGGCCCAGUGCGCUGAUCGUCGGAAAUGGCGAACAGCAACAAUACGAAUACUGCUAGCACGCGUCCUUGUGCCACCCGGACAGCUAGCAGCCUAGCUCUGUUGCUUGGACAAGACGGCCCCCCGAAAAAGACGAAAAGAUGGGGGCGAUGGAGCCGUGCCUCUUGAAACCGGCGCCGAUUCGGGCAUGGCCGACACCUCAAAGCGUCGAGUCGAGCCUUUCACGCCCAACACACCAGCAGCACAGCAGGACAAGCAGUACAAGUAGUACAAGCAGUGCAACUACUAAGGUAGUGCGCUUGCAUGGCUAUGGAACCAGAGCGAACCUGCCUGGUGUCUGGCGCCUUGCCCUGGACCGGUGCCUGGCUUUUGACAUGUCCCAACGGGGCGAGCAACGGGCAGGACGGACGAAUCAAAGCGGCAGCCGUCUUGCUAGCCCGACUCCGCAGCGCAUGGGGCGGUUGCAGGGCCUCGCUGGACCAACGGCGGCUAGCCUUUAGCCCUCGACUUAUUUUUCUUUCUGGAAACUGGCGAGGAACGUUUGGUUCGGCGGCCGGGACCUCGGGAGAAAACGACCGCCCAAAAUAAGGCAUGCCCGGCACAGUUUCGCCUCGCACGGAGUUGAUGCGGCUUGAUGGAGCCGUGCCCUCCUACAGGCGUCCCAUGCCAUCGAGGCCGCUCGCCUUUGCUUUG